Messenger RNA from Ceraceosorus guamensis, 1421 nucleotides. Its product is annotated as ribosomal protein L2. Gene Ontology annotation, molecular function: RNA binding; structural constituent of ribosome; transferase activity. The coding region runs from base 1 to 1134 and encodes 377 amino acids. Lineage: Eukaryota; Fungi; Basidiomycota; Exobasidiomycetes; Ceraceosorales; Ceraceosoraceae. The transcript has 4 exons. The record is from RefSeq and is a predicted model, not a curated record. Gene Ontology annotation, biological process: cytoplasmic translation. Gene Ontology annotation, cellular component: large ribosomal subunit; ribosome.
AUGUCUCCUGCAGCGGUAGCUGCUGCUACGAGAGCGACGGACAGACCAUACCGCAAGGAGAGGAGACUGGCUCAGAAAGCUCAGCGCAAGCAGGCAAAGCGAGAGAAGGCAGUCAACUCCAUCUUUGCUAAAGCGGGCGUAGCCACCAGCAAAUACUCUGCUUAUGUGCGCAAGGAUCAGCAAUUCAAGACGUUCAAGCCCCUGACGCCCUCUCUCAGAUGGGUGCGACAUCUGCUACAACCGGACCUGCACAAGGGGAAGCCUGAAAGGGCGCUCACCAUAGCGAAGAGGAGCACGGCAGGGCGAAACAACUCGGGCAAAGUGGUGGUGAGAGGCAGAGGAGGUGGACACAAACGGAGAAUUCGCAUCGUCGAUUUCCACAGAAAGACGCCUGGAGAGCAAGAUGUGCUGCGGGUCGAGUACGAUCCGGGACGCAGCGCUCACAUCGCGCUCAUCGAACACAAGGAAAGCAAACUCAAGUCUUACAUCCUCGCGCCCCAUGGCCUGAGAGCGGGCGAUACGGUUGAGUCGUUCAGGUACAGCACAGACGUGCCCGGCGAGGCAAGCGGCAGCAGCACUCUCGACAUUGGCAUCUUCCGCACCAAAGCCAUUCGUCCAGGCAACGUGCUGCAGCUACACCUCAUACCCAUUGGUACGAUGAUUCACAAUCUAUCGCUCACUCCGCAUGGCUCGGCCAAGCUCAUCCGAUCAGCAGGUGCGGUGGGGCAGCUGAUCGCCUUUGUCAAGCGGUCCAAGUCUUCGCCCAAUCUGCCAACGCAUGCGCAAGUCAAGUUGCAGAGCGGAGAAGUUCGGCUGGUGCCCAUUCGCUGCCAUGCUACCGUAGGUCGGGUCAGCAACAUAGAUCAUGAACACAUUCGCCUCGGAAAGGCUGGUAGAUCGAGAUGGCUGGGCAUCAGGCCCAAGGUGCGAGGUGUAGCUAUGAAUGCCAUCGAUCAUCCCCAUGGUGGUGGUCGAGGAAAGUCGAAGUCAAAUAUGCAUCCGAAAUCGAUUUACGGCUGGAAGACGGAAGGACGUACACGCAAGCCGGGCACCAGGACUGGGAACAGGAUGGUCAUUCGCGAGAGACCGAGGCAGAAUGGCAAGCGUCGCGUCAAGGGUGCUCCCGCAGCUUAGGUCAGGUCGGUCUGCAAGCCGAGCGCUUCUCCGAAGAAAUACUCGAGCCAGAAGCAAAUGCAUGCCAUCAUGCGCAAUGGUUUUCAAUAGCCUUUACAAUUGUCGCGCGCCCUUAUCGACCCAGAUCUUGACGAAGAUUUGCUUGCACAGAGCAGCUUGACUUGAUCCUUGUUCCCGGCCUCAUGGCUGGCCGAGCAUUCAGCAGCCGGAUGUUGUGCGCGCGACGCCGUCCUCGUAGACCCACCGUUUGUCUUGCGAGUAGGGAGGGAAGCCGCGUUCAAAGUCAC